Molecule: messenger RNA, 1362 nt
Organism: Closterium sp. Yama58-4
Lineage: Eukaryota; Viridiplantae; Streptophyta; Zygnematophyceae; Desmidiales; Closteriaceae
Source: the annotation of a GenBank genome assembly
AUGGCACGAGGGCGAUACACGGAGGCAAUCGCUAUCUACAACAAGCUGGCGUCGACUCCCUCUCUGAAGGACCGAGUGCUAGUUGGCCGGGGCUCCUGCUACGGUGCACUGGGGCAGUUCGACAAGGCACUCGCUGACCUGUCCGCUGCUCUCUCAAUAAACCCAACAAGCAAAGCCGGCUUCAUGGCUCGAGCAGGCACUUAUUUCAAAAUGAACAAGCUUGUCGAGGCCAUAGUGGACUACUCGCGAGUCAUUGACCUGGACCCCUCCGAUGCCGAAGCAGUCAGGUGGCGAGGCAUCCUCUCCUUCAAUCUCAAGUACUACUAUGCAGCUGAGAAGGACUUUCAGCAAGCCAUUCAGCUCGACCCCUCUCUUCCCUUCGUCUUUAAAGGCCUUGGUCUCGCCAUAGGAGGCAGUGGGAGGUGGCGGGAGUCGUUGGCAGUGUUUGCGGAGGGUGUAAGGCGGCAUUCCCAGGAUGCGGACCUGUGGCAUUCCAAGGGGCGCGCGCACAAGGAGGUGGGCGAGGAUGCGGACCUGUGGCACUCCAAGGGGCGCGCGCACAAGGAGGUGGGCGAGGUGGCCAACGCUAUAGAGGCACUUGAGCGGGCGCUGCAGAUCAGAAACUUUGUGUUCUCUCUUGCAUCUUUCCCGCUUGCUACUUUCCAUCACGUCUUCAACCCUCUCUCCCUCCGUCUCUCCACAGGGCCGCCAUACGCUAUGCAAGAGAGGGGUUGGAGCUGGACAGGGGAGACAUGGAACUCGUUCAUGCCCACGCCAGCAGCCUGCAUGCUCUGGGAGACCUCUACCCACUUUCCCUCACGUCUUCAACCCUCUCUCCCUCUCCCCAUCAGGGCCGCCAUACGGUAUGCAAGAGAGGGGUUGGAGCUGGACAGUGGAGACAUGGAGCUCGUCCAUGCCCAUGCCAGCAGCCUGCAUGCUCUGGGAGACCUCGCCGAAGCUUACCAGUCAGCACUGACACUGCAGCCCAGGGACCAGGAAGGGCAGGCACUCCAACACUCCAUGUUCUACCAGGCAUGUUUCUCAAGUUCAAUCUCCGAUCCAACGGAUGCUGUGCUCUGGAAGGACCAGCUCAAGAAUCGCUUUGCGCAGGGCUUUCGGUCGUCCACGCCCAUCAAGGUGUGGGAUCUGCAGACUGUCAAGUACUACCCCGUCUUCAACAAGUCGUUUGAGGCCAUGCGUGAGGCGCUGCUGGAGUCCGAGCAGGCCUUCACAAACAACCAGCCCAUCGCUGUGCCGCGCAACACACGUGGCGACAUGGUGAGUGGGGUGCGCAUGUCCCAUGAAACACACAUGGCGAUAUGCCGAGUGAAAUGCGCAUGUCUCUUGAAACACACGUGGUGA